This is a messenger RNA of Strongylus vulgaris, 1023 nucleotides long. Lineage: Eukaryota; Metazoa; Nematoda; Chromadorea; Rhabditida; Strongylidae. The record is from the annotation of a GenBank genome assembly.
AUGUGCGAUGACGACGUUGCAGCACUUGUAGUCGACAAUGGCUCUGGUAUGUGUAAGGCUGGAUUCGCCGGAGAUGAUGCUCCACGGGCGGUGUUUCCUUCAAUUGUUGGUCGCCCACGACAUCAGGGUGUUAUGGUAGGUAUGGGCCAGAAAGAUUCAUACGUUGGAGAUGAAGCACAGUCGAAGAGAGGUAUCCUAACGCUGAAAUAUCCGAUUGAACAUGGUAUUGUCACGAACUGGGAUGACAUGGAAAAGAUCUGGCAUCAUACUUUCUACAACGAAUUGCGUGUUGCACCAGAAGAACACCCUGUUUUGUUGACCGAGGCUCCUCUCAACCCUAAGGCCAAUAGGGAGAAAAUGACGCAGAGAGUAAGUACUGCCCUAGCGCUUAGUAUCUCUCUUGCCGUAGAGUCCAAUCUUGUUUUCGGGCGCUUUCAAAAAUAUUUGAAUGUCAUCGGUUUGUUUGCUUACUGUUAUCAAUAUUUUGGCGUGGUCGGAGUUAUUCAUAAGUUGAUUAUGUUUGAGACGUUCAAUACACCAGCUAUGUACGUAGCUAUCCAAGCAGUACUGUCGUUGUACGCAUCUGGACGUACCACUGGUAUUGUAUUGGAUACUGGCGAUGGCGUCACUCACACUGUACCAAUCUAUGAGGGAUAUGCUUUACCGCACGCUAUUCUUCGUUUGGAUUUGGCUGGCCGUGACCUCACCGAUUACAUGAUGAAAAUUCUCACAGAGAGGGGAUAUUCUUUUACGACCACAGCCGAAAGAGAAAUCGUUAGAGAUAUCAAGGAAAAACUUUGCUACGUGGCUUUGGACUUCGAGCAGGAAAUGGCCACUGCUGCCUCGUCUUCAUCGCUUGAGAAGAGCUAUGAACUUCCCGAUGGACAGGUUAUCACGAUUGGUAAUGAACGAUUCCGCUGCCCGGAAGCAUUGUUCCAACCGUCUUUCUUGGGAAUGGAGUCUACUGGAAUUCAUGAGACCACAUACAACUCCAUCAUGAAGUGCGAUGUUGACAUUCGAAAG